CAUAAUUUGUACCGUGAAAGAAUCGAAACAAUGAAUUUUAGGACCCAGUAGACUCCGCCCAGUUUGCUAUAUAUUCUGCGUUGCCAGCCUAUAUUUUAUUGAUAUUGGAUCCGGUUGAGUUUUUCUUUGGUUUGCAGAGUGAAAAUCAGCAGAAAAUCAUGUUGCAGGUAGCUGGAGCUGCAAUUUCAGCUGUAGGUAUGUCAACAGCUGCCUGGAUUGCAGCAGGAGCAGCUGUUACAGUGGUAGCUGCCCCAGUUGUGAUCACUGCAGCUGGCUUUACUGGUGCUGGAAUAGCAGCUGGAUCCUUAGCAGCAAAAAUGAUGUCCAUGGCUGCGAUCGCUAAUGGAGGAGGUAUAGCAGCUGGCAGUGCUGUAGCAACACUCCAGUCUAUUGGAGCCACAGGACUCUCUACUGCUGGUACUGCUGUAGUUGGAGGUGUUGGUGCUGUUGUCGGCCGAGCUGUAAUAGGUUUUUUUUUGGGUCGGUGUAACAAACCCUAAAGUCCACAUGCUGUUUUUAAAGUAGAAACUCUGCAAAAGUUAGGCAGCUCAUGAGGGUUAACUUGUGCAGGGGAUGAAGCAGCAUUUUGUGAUUUACCUCCUGAAUAUUCUGAGUGGAAAAUUUGCAACUGCUUUUAAUUUUAGUAGAGCCGGUUCUAUCCUUUUGCUACUGUUUAGAUGCCCUGUUAGUAAUCUUCUCAAUUACAUUGGAUUAAACAUUCUAUACUGUUGCAGCCCUGGAUGUUGGUUUCUGAGUGAAUAGAAACUUUCAGCUCUGUGACUACAUUUCAUAGAAAUGACCAAGUGUUCUGUGGAUGCUGGAAGUACACAGAUGAAGGGUUCUCAAAAUUCCCACAUUUUUCAUAUCAUCAUCAUCAUCAUCAACAAGGAUAUGACUUUUGGACUUUUACCUGAAACCAGACAACGAGAGGAGACAGAAUAUGCAUUCUUCCCUUUAAAGCAAUCAACCCAGAGAAAGACUUAACCUAAAUCCCAUCAAAAUCUUGCAUAAGUAAUUGCUACUAGCUACAGCGUGCGGGGUGGGGGGGAGGGGGGCAGGAAGACUACAAUCAAUGCAAUUAUGUGAACCCAUCAAUACUCCACACAUACAAUGGCUUUCAGUUCAACACUGCAGCCCUCCACGAAGAUCAACCGCGCCCUCCACCCAACUGAAGAACCUUUGCAGAUUUCACAGACCAAGACCACGUGGGGACGGCAGGCCCCAGAGGACACGAAGAGUGUACCCCAAAACUGCAAUCGGCUUACCUGGCUGGAUUUCUGGCUGGAUUUCAAACUUUCAAGAAAACCCUGGUUGGUGAGCAUGAUCCCUGACCUCUCCUAGUUCAGUUUAGUUAGGUUUUGGGGUGGGACAAGGGUAAGGGGAUUAGUAGUGUGAUUUUUCCCUCGUUAUGCCAUGUGUUUCCCAUUCUUAACUAAGUGUACUUUGUAGGUCUGUAUAAUCUCAGUGUAAUCCUAAUGUUAUAAAUUCAUUUGUGACUUCAAUAAACUCAGUUUCUUUUUCUUGCACCAAAACCUGCUGCACUUUGUCACAACCCCCAAAUAAGUACAAGGUCUAGAACCCAGGGAGGGGGAGCAAUUCAAACCGCUCAGAAGUCAGGUGAAGCUGACACACACCACCAUCCCCUGCACAGAACAUAAUACCAAUGCAGUUAAAUUUUACCACAAUUUUUUAAAGUGCUCCUUAAAAUGUACCUCCUUUGAUCAAGCUGUUUCAAUGUCUAAAUAUCAAGUAGUGCCUGAUUAAUGCAGUUGUGAAGCCACAUGGGAUGCUUUUUUCCAUUAAAAGUGUUCUAAGUGCAA
Messenger RNA from Carcharodon carcharias (great white shark), 1820 nucleotides. Its product is annotated as interferon alpha-inducible protein 27-like protein 2A. Gene Ontology annotation, cellular component: membrane; mitochondrion. The coding region runs from base 159 to 500 and encodes 113 amino acids. The record is from RefSeq and is a predicted model, not a curated record. The transcript is spliced from 5 exons. NCBI's taxonomy places the organism in Eukaryota, Metazoa, Chordata, Chondrichthyes, Lamniformes, Lamnidae. Gene Ontology annotation, biological process: apoptotic signaling pathway.